This is a messenger RNA of Strongylocentrotus purpuratus (purple sea urchin), 2329 nucleotides long. RefSeq names its product transcription factor MafK. Lineage: Eukaryota; Metazoa; Echinodermata; Echinoidea; Camarodonta; Strongylocentrotidae. Bases 552 to 1040 code for a protein of 162 amino acids. Gene Ontology annotation, molecular function: DNA-binding transcription factor activity, RNA polymerase II-specific; RNA polymerase II cis-regulatory region sequence-specific DNA binding. The record is from RefSeq and is a predicted model, not a curated record. Gene Ontology annotation, cellular component: nucleus. The transcript is spliced from 3 exons. Gene Ontology annotation, biological process: regulation of transcription by RNA polymerase II.
GUGUAUUCACAAUUAAGGCUUGUUCAGACAUGACGCGACAAAACUGCAGCAGUUUUUAUGAUACACUUUACAUUUCUUACAACACAAAGCUCAGUGAAUAUCCUAGAUUUACACGUUAAAAAAAAAUGAGGAGGCUAUUAUUUUUGUUGCGAUUGAGCGCCAUGUCUGAACAAGCCUUUGCCCUGUUCAUAGUACAACCUGUACAUGUAUCGUUCUGUUCACCCAAUGUGAAGAAGAGAUUGAGAAUGUGACAAGUAUUCAUCACAUGUUGAUGUUUUUGUAGUUAUUGUCUGUUUGAUUGUAAACAUUCCUUAACUGACUAUAUUGAAUUAAAACAGUGAUAUAAGAGUAAAGACAAAAUUAUGUUAAGAAGGUAUUACAAUGUGAGGCUAUACAGGUAUUCUUGAACGUAACAGUAACUUGAAAAUCUUUGGGUUGUACCUAUCGUAUAAUUUCCAGUGCAGACAGUCGUCCCGUAGCGUUUGUCCAACCCCGGGAAUGGCUGCCUUUACCAAACCACUCGCAAGGACGAACGCAAACCAGCAGUACAAAUGCGGCAGGAGAUUCCUGUGCAGCCGCCCGAACAAGUGAUCAAUGAUGAUGAAUUGAUGAGCUUCUCGGUUCGUGAGCUGAACCGUCGGCUUCGGGGCUUGCCUAAGGAUCAAGUGGUACAGCUGAAGCAACGUCGUCGUACCCUGAAGAACAGGGGCUAUGCAGCAAACUGUCGUGAGAAGCGAGUCACUCAGAAAGAAUCUUUAGAAGUGGAACAAGAUAGACUCAAGAUGGAGGUUGAAAAGCUGGCCGUUGAGAAUGCCAGGCAGCGAGAAGCCCUCGACGACCUCCACAGGAAGUACAAAUCCCUUCUCCAUGUCACUGCCAAGAGUGGUCCCGAGAAGAUCAAGGUAUUGUCUGGACCGUUGACUAUCGCUGACCUUAACAAGGACAACACCAUCCCUGGUCCAAGCCACCGACAACAAGAUGGGCCUGUUGCAGGCGUCAUGGUCAAGCAGGAGAUCGUGGAUCAGAGAUUGGGGGAUUAAAAGGAGAUCAUCCCAAUCCAUUUAUGACUUUGUAAAGAUCUAAGUUCAGAGAUAUGGACUCUAUACAACUGCGAUCCUUGUUUGGUAUUUUUCAUCCAUGUACAUGUAGACGUGGUAGAUGAGUAGAUCCAAGGCAGUAGAUCCAAGAUUGGAGAUUAAGAUUAACUCUAAUCCUGAUCCAGUCAUGACUUGGCACAGCAUGAAGGCAAAUGUGGACCGUAUAUGAUUUUGAGAUCAAAGUGGAUUGUAUAUGAAGUGAGUACAAUUAGGUUCUAGCAGACAUCUAAACAAAGACGGAGAUCAGGAUUAGCCUUCUAAUCCUUAUCCAACUAUAUUGUUGCUCAUAGCAGAGAUUUGGAGUCUCCGUUUUACUCACUUAUAUUCCUCUUUAGUCCAAUAUGGUUGUAUGUGGAAGAAGAGACAUACAGCGCCCUAUGAAAGAUUGGGUACACCUCAAAUCAGAACUGAUUUUUCACUAUCACCAACAUUUUAUUCAUUACCAGUGUUGUGGCACUAUAAUUUGGUAUCAAACUUAAGAAGAGUAGUCAUCGGCCUUCAAGUCGACGCCAGUUUGACUAUUGUUAAAUGUUUCGACAUGGCACUAAUAUCCUUUGGCAAGAUAUUAACCUACAUUUGCUAAUCUCCAUCCAGGUGUUAAAAUGGGUACCCGGUAGGAUGCGACCGUCAUUGUUGGUCAAACAGUUUUUGAGCGUCAAGUAAUGCCUGGCUGGAAUGCUCUCCUAGGAGUAGAGAUUGUGCACACAGUUUGUGCGGGCAAGCACUGAAUCCAAUGACUGGGGUAAUAAUAUAUCUGUAAAGCGCUUAGAGACGUCUGAGAUGUAUUAAGUGCUAUAUAAAAGCUGAAUAUUAUAUUAUACUGUUGGUGUAUAGACUGGGAUGAUUUCACAUGAUAUGAUUAAAAUAAAGAUUUGUUUUAUCCAUUUUGAUACAUGUAAAUUUUGCGAGUCAGUGACAAUGCAUGUACAGAGAGGAAGGAGAUAAUAAUAUUACAAAUGUCACACUUUGUGAUAAAACGAUAUGAAUGAGUGUUGAUUAAGCUAAACCGUUAGGUUAACUGUUUGCAAUUAUUUUUGAGUAUGGUAUGUAUUAUGUGUAUAUUUCUGGUUCAUCAGGCAUUGAAUGUCAAAUAGUUUUCUAAAUUGAAAUAAAUUCAAUGAUAUUUCAGUAUUUAGCAUCAUUUUCUUAUUUCUUGCUUCAUGUCAAUUUCAUAACAUGAUUAAAUAUGUGGUGUAUUUGUUAUGUACAGUAACUCCACAAAAGCAAAGAUA